GAGUCAAGCUUCCCUUAUUGUUCGCUUCUCAUCCAUUGCUUGUAGUGCUUCCUCUCGUAGGGCCUUCUUAUUAUAUUUCCUUCUUCUGUGUGUUGUUUGUUCAGCGUGGAAUAGAUGGCUCCGAAGGCAGCAUCUCCCGAGCAGAAGGCUGGUAAGUCCAAGGCCGAGAAGAAGCCCGUGGUGAUGAAGGCCGAGAAGAAAAUCAAAGCUGAUACCAAGGGUGAUGCAAAGAAGAGGAAGAAAUCGAAGAAAAACGUGGAGACAUACAAGAUUUAUAUCUACAAGGUUCUGAAGCAGGUCCACCCUGACACAGGCAUCUCAUCAAAGGCUAUGGGAAUUAUGAACUCGUUCAUAAACGAUAUUUUUGAGAAGUUGGCGCAGGAGGCUGCUCGUCUGGCUCGAUAUAACAAGAAGCCAACGAUCACCUCUCGUGAGAUCCAGACUGCUGUACGUCUGAUCCUACCGGGAGAGUUGGCGAAGCACGCUGUCUCGGAGGGAACGAAGGCGGUAACGAAGUUCACGAGCGCGUAGAGAAACAGUAAUACGAAAUUAUAACAUAUUGGUGUUUAUGAACACCAUCUAUCUGGAUGAAAGUAGUACUCCUGCUCCAAAUUGGCAUUAUAUACAUUGUUCAAAAUUUUUGUAUAGAGGUGACGUCACUGGUCAUACAUUGUUGCAUUGAAUGAUGCUUUCAUGAUGACACUUCGCGGUUUGGUCACUUACGAUGUCAAAUAGAUGUUUCCUGACAUGUAAGAAUGUACUGUCAUGGUUUGUCCUCUAUUAUUCAGACAAACAAGGCUGGCAACUGAUUAUGCUACAUCAGUAGACAACUUUAUUAUUCACAGCCGUGUAGUAUAAUGAGUACAUAAGAGCUUGUGAUGGUAGUUAAUGUAGGAUACCAGAGUAAGUCAUCCGUCGUAGAUAGAAAACUAGGUCAGUUUGUGUGUCUUGAUCACUCACAUAUUCCAUCGAAUCUAAAGCUGUUUGAUGAUGGGAUUUGGAGCAGAUUGGUGCGCUGUUAGAAGAGCUAAUUGUAACCUCGUCGGUUUUGUCAAAACCACUUGUAAUAAAAGUUAAACAACUACUUUUUCCAGUGA
Messenger RNA from Physcomitrium patens, 1097 nucleotides. RefSeq names its product histone H2B.11. Lineage: Eukaryota; Viridiplantae; Streptophyta; Bryopsida; Funariales; Funariaceae. The record is from RefSeq and is a predicted model, not a curated record. Gene Ontology annotation, molecular function: protein heterodimerization activity; DNA binding; structural constituent of chromatin. Gene Ontology annotation, cellular component: nucleosome.